Molecule: messenger RNA, 1677 nt
Organism: Aegilops tauschii subsp. strangulata
Lineage: Eukaryota; Viridiplantae; Streptophyta; Magnoliopsida; Poales; Poaceae
Molecular function (GO): protein binding
Source: RefSeq, a predicted model, not a curated record
AUGGGAGCAGCCCUGUCGUCCUACGCCACAGUCGUCGACGCCGCCAGCUGCAUGACCAAGAGCUACGCGCAACAGAGGAGAUUCAUCGCUCCAGAUGCCGUCAUCGACAUGCCGAACAACGUCUUGCUCGCCAACGUGGCGCUCGCUGUCGUAUCUACAUGCAUGGCGUUCGCUCUUGCUCGACGCAACCAGCCAUCCAUGCGAGCAACCUUGCCGCCGUCGUCCGACGCGCCCGUCGUCCACGCAGCAAGCCGGGCCACCGAGAACUACGUGCAGCAACGGAGGUCUGCCGACGACGACUACUGGUCCGGCCUGCCGGACGACCUCCUGUUCACCAUCAUGUCGUCGCUGGACGUCCCCAGCCUCCGGCGAGCCGGUGCCGUCUGCAGGUCCUGGCGCGCGGCGCACAACGCCUUCUGCCUCCCCGCGCUGGAGCGAGCGCCGUGCCUAUUCUACGCCUGCGAGGAGUACGGGCCCAACGACGCCGCCCUCUACAGCCCCGCCACCGGCGCCACCUUCCGGGUCCCCUUCCCAGGCCCCCCGCACGAGAAGCGGGGCUUCACCUUCGCGUGCCAUGGCGGCUGGCUGUUCACCACCGACGAGGUCGGCGACCCUUACCUCCUCAACCCCGUCACCGGCGCCCAGGCCACGCUCCCUCCGGUCAAAACUAUCUACCACAACGACGAAUUCUACGACGACGGUGGCAAGCAUGUCUGGCCUGCUGACCCCGAGAACGGGACCAUGAAACCCAGCAUUAGCUGGGCGCGACACACGGAGUAUCUUCGGGUUGCCAUCUCUUCGACCACCGAUGUGACGGAAUGCACCGUCCUGAUCGUGCAUACGCCGGAGUGGAGACUCUCUUUCGCCAGGCCGGGAGACGACAGGUGGACACUAGUCUCCCAGGAUGAGAGCUUCGUUGCCAACGUUCUUUACAAUGACAAGGAUGGCUUGUUCUACAUUUUGUAUCUUCAUGGCUCUAUCGGUACUUUAAAUCUUUGUGAGCCUUCACCGUCAGUGUCCCUGAUCAUGCGCAGCGUGUUACGUUCGUCUGGAUAUCGUACCAUGUACCCUGUCCUCGGUCCAUCGGGUGAACUCCUGCAGGUCUGGAGGAACUGGAGUCGCACACAUACUCCACUCAAGUAUCGUGAUACUUACCAAGAUAUCGUGAACGAAAUGCUUCAAGGUUGUGUCGACCUUGCCCAGAAAGAUGACAACGACAAUAAGCAACGAGAUGAGCUAGAGACAGAAGAUGGCGACGAAGAAGGUGAACUAUGGGAAGCCAAUGUGAAUGACCAAGAAAUUGAUGGGUCGCAACUGCUUCGUGAAGGCGUUGACCUGCCACAUCGGCUUGUUGACGAGGUCACCACAGACGAGAUCCUAGUCUUCAAGGUUGACGUCGACAGACAGAAGCUAGUGGAGCUAAGGGACAUUGGCGACCAUGCUCUCUUCGUGGGGUUCAACUCCGUCGUGUGCCUUCCGACAAAGGGCUUUCCGGCUUUCGAGCCAAACUGCAUCUACCUAACGGACGACUGUUCUGACGACAGCCCAAUGUUACGGAAAGAUCUUGGUAUCUGGGAUAUCAAGAAUAGGAGUAUGCGGAAACUUAGUGAUGCGUGGCCAAACUUGCAUCCAUGGCUACAUUUACCGGCUCCAAUUUGGAUCACACCAAGGUUUUAG